AUGGAGUCGUUUCAGACUUUUGUGUUGACAUUAUCAAUAUGGACAACGAGUGCUAUACCGGCCAAAUUAGACCUCCAAUAUCUGCCGCCUCCCAUUCCUGUACCAUCAGUAACAACCGUCGUCAGCCCACCAGCUAUUCCGCCAACGGCAGCUCCGCCCACCUUCGCGCGCCCACCCUUCUCUCAGCAAAUCCUCCCACCGAGGCCGCCCCCGACAAUCGAAGUCCAGCCCUCUUCGCCGGGAGGAGAGGAAUGCUGCGACGUGCCCUCCAGCCCCGAGCCAGCCAAGCCAACCCUCGUGCUUUUACCGGUCACGUCACCCUACGAUACCAUCACAGUGCAAUCAUACGACCAAACGUCUAUGAUGCCGUAUCGCUUUAGAUACAGCAUCGGCAACACGGGAUCUUCCGUAUUUACCACCAGAGAAGAAGAGCAGCAAAAAAAUGGUCCACUUAUUGGACAGUACUCUUACAAGAGACCGGAUGGAGUUUACAUGACUGUCGCAUAUACAGCUGAUGAAAAUGGGUAUCGAGCGAAGAUAAUUGAGAGUAAAACCCCGCCACCAAAUCUUCCGUCUGAAUCAGGCAAUGUCGACCAUUUCAGGAUGCGUCUACCAGGAAAAGUAGUUAACGAGGUCUUCGUGGAUAACUUCCCAGGUCAAGAAACUUUUUCAAAUAUUUUGUCGAGAGAGUUAGACAAUGACCUAACGAUAUUCGACGACGAGGACUCAUUUACUUCAACAUCCAAAAGCCCUGAGUCAUUCCAACAGCAAGAAUUGCAACUUUCACUAGAAAAUCGGCCAAACACUCCAACACAGAAUGAAGAAAACCCUCUGUUAUUUAAUGUGUUACCCAAGACCCAACUGCCUUUCCAUAAUGAGCAGCUUCCUUUUUCUUUAACAGAAAAGCAAAAAGCACAACGUUCACCUACACAGGCUAUUUCUGGUUUUCGUUCUGUCGAGUCUGAUUCAGAUUUGAAUGACGACAUAUUCUUGGAAUCUGAGCUCACGAUUCCGUCCAGUGACAAGAGAUUCCCUUUUUCCCUGACAAACGAACAAAGCACACAAAAUUUUCCUGAGCAUAUAAUUUCUCUGUCCAAUCCCCAGCAACACGCCCCUUCUACUCUAAAUAUUUUUACAACCACAGAAUCACAAUUCUCGACUCCAAUUCUUCAAGAUAACUCUCCUUUCCUAACAAGAGAUGCUCAAAAGAAUGAGCCACUAUAUGAAAAUAACAUUUCUCAGUUUCAUUCCCAACAAAAUAGUCAAACAAAUUCUGAUUCUUUCAGGCUUUCAGAAUCCCAAGCCUUGACCCCCGUGAAUGGCGAAGAGUUUUCUUUUCUCCAGAUCAAUGGACAAGAUUUGCAAAAUCUUCCUCAGCAUACUCAAGAUCAGUUAAGCUUUGAUCAAGAACCACAAUUGAAUUUCAAUACUUUUCAGUUCUUGGAACACCAGGAGUUGAAUAAUGAAAACUCACCCUCUACAUUAACAAAUGGGGAAGAGACACAAAUUCCAUCCAAACUAGGUAUUACACAGACGCACUUUAAACAAGAAUCUCAAACAGACUUGAAUACUUUUGAGUAUUCAAAACAACAGCUCUCAACUACACCUAGUGACGAACAAUUUCUAUUUGCCUUUAGUAAUGACCAGGGAACACCAAAUCUACCAAACACUAUUAUCUCCGAGUUUCAAUCUUCACAAGAACCUCGUGAGUUACAGUCCCCAAGCCUUGAAACCUCUAGUAAUCAGCAGUAUGACAAUGAAUUUAUUAUUUCCUUAGCAGACAGACAAGAAAUACAAAGCCCUCCAACAAACAAAAUCCAACAGUUUCAAUCUGAACAACUGCAGCCCAACCUUAAUAAUGAUAAAGUUUUAGAGAACCAAGUCUUUAAUCCCUCAGCAGGCACACAAGAAACACAAAGUACUUUCAAGUUAUUGGAGUCCCAAGUAUUGACACCGAUUGAGGACAAACAGAUGACUGCUCCCUUAGAAUUACUAGAUCCAUCACCACCAAUAUCUGAAAAAUUCCCUUUAACAGAAUUAAAUCAAGCUCAUUCAUUAGAAACCUCAGACUUGAUUCAUGCACAGGAACCACAAUUUUUCUUAUCUACUCAAAAUACAGCCUCUUUAGCAGAAAGACAAAGGCCUCACUUUAAAGACACAGUAUUCAUAACAGAGAAUGGACCUACUCAACCUUCAGAUAUUCUAACAACAUCUGAAUUGAGUAAUUCGGAUGAAUUUUUGGAGCCAGCUUCGAAAAUAUCUGAGGAAUUACAACAGUAUAAUAUUCAAGAAUCUAAUUCUGAAAUUAGUGAACCAUUAGAUGCUCAGCUGCAAAAUGAACAAAAUCAUCAAAGCCAGAUAAUUACUAAUGAUGACCAUGCCACCUUCACACAACCUGAAAAUUAUGCACCUGAAGAUAAUGUGAGUGUGGAUAUCCGGAGUCAUCUACAAAGUACAUUCCAAUCAAAUCUCGCAUCGUCACAGACUUUGGAACCGCAAAGCUUAUUUUUGUCCUAUGAACAAGACACGCAAAAAUCUACUACUGCCAAGGCUGAGAACACCUCAAACAAAUUUAUUCAAACAACAACCAUAUCAACUGAACAAAAUGAAUCUAAUCGCCAACAGGAACUUCAUAACAAUGAUCAACCUAAUCGCCAACAGGAACUUCAUAACAUUGAUCAGUUGAAUUCCCAAGACAUCAAUUCACUAGGGUCUACACAGUUUAGUGAAACAAAUCAAUUUUCAUCACAGCGUAAACAAAGCCCCCAAUACAUCAGUGGAAUUACAGACUCUACUUUGUUUACCAAUAAUGACCAGCUUCCUAACAUAUCAGACGACGAUGACCUUCAUAAACAGCCCAAAGAAAUAAAUUCACAAUUACAAUAUCAAGAGUCUCAAUCAGAUGUGAAUACAAACCAGCUCUUACAGCUACAAAUACUGCAGUCCUCAUCAGACCCAGCAAUACCUACAUCAAUUCAAUCAAUAAUAUUUUCUGGAAAAACAGAACAUCCCCUUUCAAAUCUUAAUAUUAAAUCUCACUUAAAUGAUCCCACUACCAAUGAAAACCACAAUUCAGAAAUUUUAGGACAAGUUAAUUCAGAUAAAACUACCACAAACCCACUUAACUCUCAGUUUAUAAGAUCAAAGAAUGAAGAAACAUAUCAAUUGCAAGCCCAGGGACUUCAAGCAGCAGUGCCUUUCCAAGGUUAUUUAGUGUCUAAUCCCCAACUUCCUUACAGUCCUCCAAUCAUUAGUACAACUACAAAUCCCCAACUCCCUCCAAACAAUCCAUCAAGUCCAUCACAUAAUCUAGAGACCCAAUCACCCCCAAAAGAAAUUAAUAACCAAAAUCCCAUAUCCUAUCCAUCGAAUUCUGAUUCAUUCACAGCUGUUUUUGGGCAAUCCCAACCUGCUAAUCCAUCAAAUACUCCAGACACAAACCCAUCACCCCAAACAACAGUCUCUCCCUUGUAUCUCCCACCAAACAUACCACAACCAUUUCCACAACCUCCAUUAUUACAACCAACGCUACCACAAACUUCACACCCCUCAGAUCCCAAUCUAAGUAAACCUGUACUAAGUACGCAAAUACCUACAGUUUUACCAACAAAUUCUCCAAAUUUAACUCCAAAUAAGCCUCCAUUCUUACAAACACAGUUACCGCCGUUAAGUCCACUGCCUCCAUCUUCAACACAAAAUAAACCACAGCAACAACCUCAGUCACCAGUUCCACAACUGAGUCAACCUUCUGUAACACCAGUGACAGAAUCAUCAGAAUUUACACAGUUUCCAAACACCAAACCAACAGAACAACAGCAAAUUGCACAAGUACCUUCAAAUUCACUUCCUAACUCACCAAAACCACCUGCAUUUCCAACACCACAAUUGCCUGACCUAAUUGCUCAAAACCCUUCCUUAAAACCACAACCAAUUUUUCCAGUGACACCACAACAACCUUUUUCCCAACCAAAUUCACCCCAGCCUCCAUCAUCAAAGCCACAAAUAAUUCCACAACAACCACCUUUCUCCCAACCAAAUUUACCAGAACAGCCUCCUCCCAACCAACCAAACUUGCCAGCUUUAUUGCUGAAGCCUGAAAUACCCUUAGGACAAAGUCCUUCACAAUUCUACCCAACUGGGCAACAACAGUUUCCACAAAACCCCCCAAUUUCACAGAUAAAUCCACAACAACCACCGUUCCCUCAGCUAAACUUACCACAACAGUCGUCAUUACCAAAGCCUGGAAUUCCACAGCUACCACCUACUUCACCAACCCUACCAAGUGGACCACCUCAACAUCCUUCAUCUUCACAAAUACCUCCACAAUUGCCAUCUUUCUCCCAACCAAACUUACCACAACAGCCUCCUUCCUCCACACCAAACUUACCACAACAACCAUUAUUACCAAAGCCUGAAACACCUCUAGAACAAAAUCCUUCACAUCCCUAUCCAACUCAACCACAACAGAUUUCACAACUACCUUCAACAUCCCAGACAUAUCCACAACCCACAUUACCACAGCCAGAAAUACCCCAGUCAUCUUUACUGCCACAACCUGGACCUGUUCAAGUACCACCUACUUCACCAUCCCUACCAAGUGAACAGAUUCCACAAAAGCCUCCAGUUUCACAGAUAUCUCCACAGAAGCCAUCUUUCUCACAACAAACUUUACCACAGCACCCAUCUACCUCCCAAUCAAACUUUCCACAACCGCCUCUAUUACCCACCCCAGAAGCACCCCAAGCACUACCAAAUCCUUCACCUUCCUACCCAGCUAAACCACCACAAACUCCACAACAACCUGAAAUUUCACAGAUAACUCCACAACUGCCUCCUGCUCAAUCAUACUUCCCUCAACCUGAAAUACCUACAAAACCACCUAAUUUACCUCAUCAACCAUUUCCCUCACAACCGAGCUUAAUACAACCUGAAAUACCCCAGCUAAUUCCUAAUCCUUCACCAUUCCAACCAAGCAAACCACCACAGAUCCCACAAAAACCUGAAAUUUCUUAUCAAUCUUCUUCCUCCACGCCAAACUUACCACAACAACCUUCAUUCCCACAACCUAUAAUACCACAGCUACCAUCAAGUACUUCAUCAUCCCUGCCAAAUGAACCACAAAAGAUUCCCCAGCAACCUCCAAUUUCACAAAUUACUCAACAACCUUCUUUCUCUACACCAAACUUACCACAAAAACCUUUAUUGCCACUGCCUGAAGCACUUCCUCCUACUUCAAAGCCUUUGCCCUCCCAACCAAAUGAACCACAGAAAAUUCCCCAACACCAGCCUACUUUUCCCCUGACACCACAAAAUCCUUCCUUCCUGAAACCCAGUUUAACACAGCAAACUACUAAACCAAAUGCCCCAUAUCAACCUGUGUCCCCAAGCCAAAUUUUACAGCAAGGGACUUCAAGGCCACCUCUAUUCUCACAACAAAACCCUCUCCAACCUCCCACUUCACAACAAAACUUGAAACCUCCUGUGUUUCCUAACCUUCAACUUCCCACACACCUGACUGUAAAGCCUUCAGGACCUGCCUCUAAUCAGAAUCUGCCAAACCAAUUCCCAACAGCACUUCCACCCUCAGCAUCAUUGCCUAGUGUCUCUACUGCAACCAACAAGCCUGAUAAUCAAAAUUUAUUGCCAAGUUCUGAUAGCCUACUGCAAGAUCUGUAUCCAAGUAAAGAUCAAAAUUACCCAGACCAGGAUCAGCAACAGCAGCUAGGUCAAAAUCAACAACAAACCCAAACUCAGAGCCAGCAACAAACCUUGGUUCAAAAUCAACAGCAAACUCAAACACAGACCCAAGUACAAAGUCAAUAUCAACAGCAAACCCAGAGCCAAAAUCAACAACAAAGUCAAAAUCAAAAUCAACAGCAAACCCAGAGCCAAAGUCAACAGCAAAGUCAAAAUCAACAACAAACUCAAAGUCAAAGUCAGCAACAAAGUCAAAAUCAAAACCAACAACAAAAUCAAAGCCAAAGCCAAGGCCAAAGCCAGAACCAAAAUCAACAGCAAGGUCAAACACAAGGUCCGGGUUUAGAUCAGGGUCAAAAUCCUGGUAAAGAUCAAGGGUACUCUUACAUUAUUAACAGAAUCUCCACGCAGGGGAAUAUAGCUGUCAGUGCACCUCACAUGGUCCACUGUGGGCAUUAUAUCAAAGGACGUUUGCAGCAUCCCUUCGGCCUCUAG
Molecule: messenger RNA, 6192 nt
Organism: Macrobrachium nipponense
Lineage: Eukaryota; Metazoa; Arthropoda; Malacostraca; Decapoda; Palaemonidae
Product: mucin-2-like
Exons: 9
Coding region: 1-6192 (2063 amino acids)
Cellular component (GO): chitin-based extracellular matrix
Molecular function (GO): structural constituent of chitin-based larval cuticle
Source: RefSeq, a predicted model, not a curated record